Messenger RNA from Leguminivora glycinivorella, 2132 nucleotides. RefSeq names its product zinc finger protein ZFP2-like. Bases 103 to 1713 code for a protein of 536 amino acids. Gene Ontology annotation, cellular component: nucleus. Lineage: Eukaryota; Metazoa; Arthropoda; Insecta; Lepidoptera; Tortricidae. The transcript is spliced from 5 exons. The record is from RefSeq and is a predicted model, not a curated record.
GAGAACCGCUCUCGAAAUUCAUAUGUCUGUACAAAGUGGUAUAAAUAUAGAUUAGUGUGUUUAUUCAUUGUGAUACAAUUGCCAGUACCAACACCGUACAUAAUGGAGGAAUUACAUUCGUGUAGUUGUUGCCUGGUGCAUCCUCCAGCAAAGGGGCUCAAAACUGUGUAUAAACAUCUCGACAAAACAGAGAUAUACUACGAAAUGCUAAGAGACUGCUUUAAUAUAAAUCUAGGUUUGGGGAAUCAUGAAUGUGGCAUCUGCGAGGUGUGCGUGGGGCGGCUGCGGGACGCGAGCGACUUCAAGCUGCAAGUGCAGCGCUGCCAGGCUGAACUACAUGCACGACUCAAGGGAGUCAUCACUGCUAGUAACAAGUUAAAAAUCAAGUUGGAAAAAGCUUCUGGUGAAGAAACAAUUUUAAAUGAUAUUAAAGUGGAAAAGUCAGAGGUCGAGAUGGCAGAUGGCGAAAUCGUUUCAGUUUCAGUGGCCGUACACAAGCAACCGAGAACGCCUUCAGCAGAACCCGUCGUGCCAACGUCCAGCCCUACAUCUGCGCGCGAUCCAACUCAAAAUAACCUUGACAAUUCCGAGCUAGCUCCAGUUCCCAGUCACCCUAAAGAACACACCUGCGAUAUAUGCCAAAAAACCUUCGACAACCCAAAUGCAAAAUUUAAACUGACAAUCCAUCGCCGCUGCCACACCGGAGAGAAACCUUACGCAUGCAACGUGUGCGAUAAAAGAUUCGUACAAAAAAGCCACUUGAAUACUCAUUACGCCUACCACAUGGGAAAAUUCAAAUUCUCCUGCGAAGUAUGUAACGCGCGAUUCCUCCAUAAAAACCAGUGGAUCGUACAUAUGCGGAUACACACCGGGGAAAGACCUUACGCGUGUGAUAUGUGCAACAAAAAAUACAGAGAAAAAAGCCACUUGACUUUUCAUAAAAAAAGUCAUUUCAAAUCUGAUCCUGUGGACAAAAAGUACGAUUGUGAUGUUUGUGGGAAACGGUUUGCUAUACAAGGAAAUUUUUACAAACAUAAGGCACUACAUGAUAAAAACGAGAAAGAAAAAAAUGAAGGAAAACAGGAGGACCCAAAACCAUACGAGUGUGAAAUAUGUCACAAACAGUUUGCAUUAAAAGGUGUCUUGAAAAAUCAUAGAGAAAUACAUACUAAUGAAUCACCCUUCGAAUGUGAAACGUGUCAUAAGAAAUUCCGAGUGAAGAAGUAUUUAGAGGUGCAUAUGAAGGUACACGAAAACACAAAGCAACACGCCUGUGAAGUUUGUGGCCAACAAUUUACUCACAGAUCGAGUUUUAAACGUCAUACUGAAAUACACACAGGCGACAAACGCUUCUCCUGUGAAAUAUGUCACAAGCGAUUUGGACGCUCAACAAUUUUGCGAAAUCACAUGCUUAUACAUAGCGGGCUGAAGCUACACUCUUGUAAAGUGUGCGACAAGCAAUUUAGACAUAAGAAUGCUUUAUAUAUACAUGUGAGGAGACUGCACACCGACGAACGACCAUAUCCUUGCGAUAUAUGUAAAAAAGGGUUUGCUGAAUUAUCCGCCUUGAAAUUCCAUUAUAGAACUCAUACUGGAGAGAAACCAUAUGUUUGUGAAAUUUGUCAAAUGAAAUUUGUUCGACCUGAAGGUGUUAGGAAACAUCUGAUACGUGUUCAUAAUGAGAAACCUAAUAAAUUUGUGGUAAUCAAAUAAUGCAUAUAAUAAAUAAACAUACCAGCCAGUUUAAAAGAUACAGGAUUCCGUCGCUAAUUAGGCACUGGUCCCACCGCGAGCUAAACUAUGAGCUAUCGGCUAUAAAACGAACAAAAGAUAAUCACUCCCGUGUAAAUAAAAGAGACACGGCGAUGUUUAUAGUUACUCGCCCAGCGGUGAGCUAUCAAUAUGGCCGUGUCUUUGUUUGCACGGGAGUGCUUAUCUUUUGUUCGUUUUUAUAGCCGAUAGCUCAUAGCUUACUGGGGCGGUGGGACCAGUGCCUUACUUAUUAAUUUUUCCUCAUUUUUAAGGAAGUUAAUAUAUGUAUUUAUUUAUGUGUAGUAAAAUGUCAAAUAAUUAAGUUAGCUUAUAUGUAUUUUAAUUGUUAGAAGUUAUGGACCAUUGUGAUGUCUGAAUAU